Lycium ferocissimum is the source of this 923-nucleotide messenger RNA. RefSeq names its product protein yippee-like At4g27745. The transcript has 3 exons. Lineage: Eukaryota; Viridiplantae; Streptophyta; Magnoliopsida; Solanales; Solanaceae. Bases 463 to 783 code for a protein of 106 amino acids. The record is from RefSeq and is a predicted model, not a curated record.
CAAUUGUUUUAUCUUUAUCCGUCCCUGAUUUCUAUACUGGUAGGUGAGUCUAAGCAAAGAAUAAUAACCCUUUACUCAAUUUCUUUUUUCCAUUUCUGCUUUUUCUUAACAAACAUGAUUUUGUUCCUCAUUGAUAAUUGGAAUUGGUUUUUACAGCUCAGAUUCUUGUCAUAUCCUAGAUAGUGUAUUGUUUUAAUUCAUAGCUUUCUUUACUUGACUAAUAUUUUAUCUUGAUUUAUACGUAUUUUUAAAAAAGUAUUCCUGUCUUUGUCACAGCAGCUUAAAUUUCUUUCCAGUUUCGUGAUUGGUACUUUAACCAAAUCUCUUAUAAUCCUGCAAGUUAAACCUAUCAAGGGUUUUAGUUAUCCUUUUGGAGCAGAAUUCUGGGUUGUACGCAUUUUCUCUUUUAAGGAUUUGGUCAUUUGGGUUUCUGGGGUAAGUGAUUAGUGAGAAUUUUUGCAAAUGGAUGAAUUGGUUGGACCUCGCUUGUACAGCUGCUAUAAAUGUCGAAAUCAUGUCUCUCUUCAUGAUGAUAUAAUCUCUAAGGCGUUUCAGGGAAGGAACGGCAGAGCUUUUCUGUUUACUCAUGUGAUGAAUAUUGUGGUUGGGGCUAAAGAAGACAGAACUCUCAUGACGGGUCUUCAUACUGUUGCUGAUGUACACUGUGGGGAUUGCAAUGAGGUUUUGGGCUGGAAAUAUGAACGAGCUUAUGAGCCAACUCAGAGGUACAAGGAAGGGAAAUUCAUACUUGAGAAAUCUAAAAUCGUUAAAGAGAAUUGGUAGCCGCCACCAAUUUCUAGUUGAUUCUUUAUCUUUAAUACUUAAUGUAAGUAAAAUAAUCCUAUCUAUAUCAAUCCCUGUACAUAACAUGCCGAACUGAAUAGAUUGCAAAUGCUCAAUUGAAGAUUUCACUUUCUGUUGUU